AUGAGGAAGGAGAUGGACGAGUUGAGGAAUGCCAUCAAGGAAAAAACGGACCGGAGCAUAGAUAGUAUGGUAAGGGCCAUGGAUUCACCUUUCACUAUAGCAGUCCUCGAAUGCCCAGUGCCGUCAAAAUUUCGUCUACCUCAACUUGAGCAGUUCGACGGGCUCAAUGACCCUCAGGAUCACCUUAAUACCUUCAAAACGAUGCUAGGCCUUCAACAGCCCCCUGAUGAGAUACUGUGUUGUUCCUUUCCCACCACUCUCAAGGGAGCUGCAAGGGAAUGGUUCACAAAGUUGCCAACAUCGUCCAUCGACAACUUCGAGCAGUUGAGCAACGCCUUCUUGCGUCACUUUAUUGGGGGGCAGCGUCCUAAGAGACCAACGGACCACUUACUCUCCAUUAGGCAGGGAGAAAAGGAAACCCUGAGGUCAUACGUGAAACGCUUUACUCCGGAGACCUUGGAGGUAGACGAAGCUGAUGACAAAGUACAACUGACGACCUUCAAAGCGGGACUGAGAUCCAGAGAUCUCGUGGCUUCACUCGCGAAGAAUCCUCCAAAGACGAUGGCAGAGAUGCUCCUAAAAGCACAGAAGUACAUGAAUGCUGAAAACGCUUUAGCAGCCAUAAGGGAUGUAGAGAAGCCUAGAGAAAAAGGAAGGAAGGAUGACAAGCGUAGGGGACAAAAGAGGGAGCGUCCAGAUCGUCGGAACAAUGACAGGAACAGAAGAAAAGAAGAUAAAGGUCCUCGGACGGUAAAAUUUACCCCUCUAGUUAUUCCUGUUGACAAAAUUUUAAUGCAAAUUAAGGAUGAGCACUACCUCAAAUGGCUGAGACCAUUACACUCAUCCCCUAACGUCCGUGAUAAGAAUAAGUACUGUCGAUUUCACCAAGAUCAUGGCCACAACACAAAAGAUUGUAGGGACCUAAAGGAGCAAAUAGAAGAGUUGAUACGGAAAGGAAAACUACAAAAAUAUGUGAAGAAGGGGGGAUAUAGUAAGUUCAAAGACGGCAAUAAAAGCCAGUAUAAGUCCUCUUCCAGGAGUGGCGAUCGUCCGUUCCAACCUCCACAGGAUGUGAUCGGGGAGAUAAAGACGAUUACAGGAGGACCCUUCACAAGAGGGUCAUUCAAAUCCCUCAAGAAAGCAUGCCAAAGACAGGUGAAUAGUGUCCACAUGAUACCUCCGUUUAAGCAGAAAUGGACGGACCAGGAUAUGUCCUUCAAUGAAGUGGAUGCCAGGGGAGUGAAGCAGCCUCACAAUGACUCUUUGGUUAUAAUGCUGACUAUAGAAGGAUUCAACACCAAAAGGAUCCUCGUGGACAACAGUAGCUCUGCAGACAUUAUCUACCUCUCUGCUUUCCAGCAGCUGAAGCUAGAUCUAAGGAGACUGCGCUUAUUUGACUCCCCCCUUGUCAGUUUCAGUGGAGACAAGGUAUAUCCCAAGGGCAUAGUGAUGUUAACAAUAACGGUGGGGACCUACCCGAUGCAGUUGACCCAUCAAUUGGACUUCCUAGUGGUAGAUUGCCCCUCAUCUUACAAUGUAAUCAUUAGGAGGCCCACGCUCAACAAAUGGAAAGCAGCCACGUCCACCUAUUACCUGAAGGUAAAAUUCCCAACAGAUAACGGUAUCGGUGAAGUAAAAGGAGAUCAAGUCUUAGCCAGAGAGUGUUACCAGGCCAUCUUGGCUGCAAAGGAGAACCACACAUGGAUGAUUGAAGAGAAGGAAGAAGAUAAAAUGGAAGCCCUGGAAACAGUGGAAUUGGCCGAAGGAGAGGCAACCAAGACGACAAAGAUAGGGACGACGCUAAGCCCUGAGAUGAGAACAAGGCUCAUCCAGUUCCUUAAAGAAAACCUAGAUGUCUUUGCAUGA
Molecule: messenger RNA, 1866 nt
Organism: Quercus robur (English oak)
Lineage: Eukaryota; Viridiplantae; Streptophyta; Magnoliopsida; Fagales; Fagaceae
Exons: 1
Coding region: 1-1866 (621 amino acids)
Source: RefSeq, a predicted model, not a curated record